Molecule: messenger RNA, 570 nt
Organism: Yarrowia lipolytica CLIB122
Lineage: Eukaryota; Fungi; Ascomycota; Dipodascomycetes; Dipodascales
Biological process (GO): chromosome segregation
Cellular component (GO): Ndc80 complex
Molecular function (GO): microtubule binding
Source: RefSeq, a predicted model, not a curated record
AUGGACCCCAUCGACCUGCUACGUGACGUGGCCAAGUCAUUCAGCACCAAUGAAGAGAUCGCGUCUACAGAACGAGUGUCAGUCGAUAUCACACGGCUGUCGCUGUUUCGCGAGGCAAAGUUAGCGGAGGCGCGUGACAAGUUACAAGAUCAGAUCCGACAGAGAGAUCUGUGCCAGGAAUCGGUCGCCGGAGACUCCACAACAAGCGAAAGAACCCAACAUGUGCAUGAGCUGGAACGCGAGAAGAUGCGCCUGGCGCGUGCCAUCAAUGAUCUCGAGGAGACUCUGAAUGCCACGCAAGCAGCGACCUCGAAGCUGAAUGCCGAGCUCGAGCUCGUGGAAAAGGAAAGCCAGCAGCCCAUCGAGUCUGCAGUGGAGAACGACUCGUCUGCAGCCCUACAGCUCAAGCUGUUCCGAACCCUAGGUGUCACUUUCGACGCAGAGAAGCCUGAGAAGUACACAAAAUGCAUGAUCAGAUCUAACACAACCUCAAACGUGGCCACCCUGGAUCUCAACGUCAAGGAGUACAGUGGAUUCUUCAUCACAAACUACAUUUGGGACAAGUUGUGA